CGUUCGUCGUUCUAUCUUCUGAUGGAUCGACCUUUUUUACGAAAGAAAUACAAAAAUUGAUGAAUUUAAUCACAAUAAGUGUUUUAAAUAUGGCAUAAAUAAUUUAGCCUCAUUCUGCAAAUCCAAAUCCAUUAAAAAAUGCUGCGUGUGCCGCGAUAAUUUUGUCUUUUGCCAUGAAUCGGAUCUCACUAUCCUGACAAUAAACCAAAUAGUGAAAACAAAGCCAUUAAUUUUGUUGAUUACGUUUGAAAGCGCCUCAAAAUGUUUUCAAAGUCACAAACUAGUAAGGAUACUUUCUUAGAGCAGACAAAGGCGGCUCGGGAAGAGCGAGCAUUGGAGAAAAAGCGUGAAUUAUCGGCGGUCAAGAUUCAAGCCCUUGUCAGAGGCUGGCUCGCGCAUCAGAAAUUCAUCAAACUGAUACUCAAUGAAUUUGAUCAGCUUCUACCAGACCCUGGGAACCACUCUGCCCAAGAAGAGUCAAAUGUUUCAAAUGAUCUCGUACCUGCACUAGAUUUGUACAAAGCAACAUGUCAUCUCUUCCUCAUAUUUAAGCAACAGCGCGACAAGAAACGAUUUGAGAAAUUAUGCAAGUACAUAGUGCAUAGCCUCUAUUCGGAAUCUGUCAAGUUUUCCUAUGUUGGUGUGUUCCUGAAUAAAGAAUACAGUAUCCGUUGGAUUACCCACAUCAAGGAGUUGUUAUAUAAAUGUUGCCUGUACCUCGAGGAAUUGAAGCCCGAGUCUCCGGUAGACAUGCAGAGCAUCCUCAUCCACCUCCACACUCUAAUCGCCUUCACGGCAACAAAUACUUGGGCGCUCACCAAACUGAAAAACUUUGAGAAACUCCGUGGAGGCAUGAACCAGCUCUGUGCUAAUGUUAUGGGAUCGCUGUUCCAUAAAGGAUACUAUUUAACAUUGAAGUCAUUGCUGCUUCGCGGAUUAUGCCGCGAGAAGGUGUGCCUCAAGACAGUGGCUCUGACCGCCAUCAUCACAUUAUCUCUCAGGCCGCUAGUGUCUGCCCAGUUUUCAGAGAAACUGCUCACCAUGUACAUAAUACAGAUACUGUCGGUCCCCACUUUGGUGUACCAUAUGCAUCAAAUUUCUCCAGAGAGCAUCGUCGCGUUCCGUACGCACGGUAUGUUCGACAAAUGCGUGGAGUUCCUCGGCACAGAUCAAAACAUGCGCAUCGUGUUCAACACUUUGGAAGGCAACUACGCUCUGUGCCUGCUAGCGAACUUGAUACAACUAGCACAUUCUGAGAGGGAGCAUGCUGCGCCACAGUCGUACUAUCCAACGUUUGUGUUGGUAGUGACGCGAUUCCUUGACUCGUGUCAGCAGUACGUGGUCUGCAAGAAGGGCAACCUGAGCAACUGGCACCCGAUCCUGGGCUGGUUCUCGCAGAGUUUCGACGUGUACCUUCCACCGGCGAUGGGGAAUCUACGACAGCAAUUGAAUCUUCUGUGGGGUGCUACGCUGUUAAAGAAGAUGCUGGCAAGGCCUCUGAAGGAGAUGCUCGAGGCGGGCGUGAGCGGGGAGGAAGGCGCGGGCCCGUCGCAGCCCUCCACGCCCGUGCAGGCCAACAACCCCGCGGCCAUCAUACGGAGGGCCAUAGAGGCUAGAACUAACAGAGCUAACUCAAAUAAAAACUACAGGAAAUUAGGAUCUCCAGAUUGCACGAAAGCGGCUUUAAUAUGUUCGAUGUACCACACGGCGUUACAGACUAUGAAGCAAAUUAAUUUAGAUAUAUUAACGGGACUGUGCAAUCAAGAUGAAAUACUGUAUUACCUGUGGCAAUUCCUGUGCACUUUGGGACCGAAUUGCGGACUGAAAUCGUUCCUAGAUCUCUUAGCUGUUAACACUAAGACAUCGGCGCCGGAGUUCCAAAUGCUCAUACUGUUCGCUGAUUGUAUGACGCAUUAUGUUACCAUCUUAGACGACAUGGAGAUGUAUGAACAACAAGAGCCAUUCAAACUACAAGAUUUUAUCAACAUGUCUCAAUUCCUAAACAUGUUCGUUUACAAGUCCAUUAUGGGACAACUUUUUGAUCUCAAAAGCAUCCAAAGCAACGAGUUGUUCAACUCGCUUCACACCCUCCUAUUAGUUUUAUACCGUCGCGACUGCCGACGAAGUUACACGCCGCCUAACCACUGGCUGGUGAGAGAUAUCAGAGAUUCCCAGUUCAUGGCCGAGCUGGACAAGGGGAAGAAGCCUCAGCAGGUGUUAGUACAGAAGACGCCUCACAUGAUCGCUCACGGAGAACGAGUGAGGUUGUUUAGACGAGCUGUUGCGGACGAAAAGGUGGUGCUGGGGCUGACGGAGCGCGCGUGCGCCGGGCGCUCCACGCUGGUGACGGUGCGGCGCGGGCGCCUGGUGGAGGACGGCUACCGGCAGCUGGCCGCGCUGCCCAGCCGCGCGCUCAAGGGCUGCGUGCGCGUGCGCUUCAUCAACGAGCAGGGGCUGGACGAGGCGGGCAUCGACCAGGACGGGGUGUUCAAAGAAUUCCUAGAGGAGACAAUCAAGCGUGUUUUCGACCCGUCCCUGAACCUGUUCCGAGUGACGAGCGAAGAAAGACUGUACCCGUCGCCGACCUCGUGUCUGCAGGAGAACCACUUGCAGCUGUUCGAGUUCAUUGGCAGAAUGCUAGGGAAGGCUGUCUACGAGGGUAUCGUGGUGGACGUGCCUUUCGCCUCAUUUUUCCUCACACAAGUGUUGGGGCAGACCCAACAAGCCUUGUAUAGCUGGAUCGAUGAGCUGCCUUCGUUGGACCGAGACUUGUACAGAAGUCUCACCUAUAUAAAACACUUUCAGGGCGAUAUAUCCUCGCUGGAACUGACGUUUUCAGUGGACGAAGAGAGGCUCGGUGAAAUUGUGACACACGAGCUUAUACCUGGCGGGAAAGCUAUUCCGGUCGUCAACGAAAACAAAAUAAACUACAUACAUUUGAUGGCACAUUUCCGAAUGCACACGCAGAUCAAGGACCAAACGAACGCUUUCAUCAAAGGCUUUAGAACUAUUAUUAAUCCGGAAUGGCUGUCAUUGUUCUCAACUCCGGAGCUCCAAAGACUUAUAAGUGGGGACAAUGUGCCAUUGGACUUGAGGGAUUUGAGAAGACACACGCAGUACUACGGCGGUUUCCACGACUCGCACCGCGUCGUGUGCUGGCUGUGGGACGUGUUGCAGAGGGACUUCAGCGAGCAUGAGAGAGCCAUGUUUCUCAAGUUCGUGACGUCAUGCUCGAAGCCGCCCGUGCUGGGCUUCGCUCACCUGAAGCCGCCGUUCUCGAUACGAUGCGUGGAGGUCGGCGAUGAUGAGGACACUGGAGACACGAUAGGCAGCGUCAUACGAGGCUUCUUCACCAUUCGCAAAAAGGACCCCCUUAACAGACUGCCCACUUCGUCGACUUGUUUCAACCUCCUGAAACUUCCCAACUAUCAGAAACGAAGUACACUAAGGGACAAACUACGUUACGCUGUCAACAGCAACACUGGAUUUGAACUGUCGUAAGAUGGUCACAAGAAAGGCCAUGGUUUAUGGUACUUUUGUGUGGAUAUUAAAAGUCUCCUACUGAGCGAACAGUUUACAUACAAACUUACUUUAGCUUUCAUUCAGGAUUUUGAUGUAGUGUCGCCAAAGUAAGAAAUCACUUUUCUAGUCUUUGAUUGAUUUUUAUUUCUAUAAUGAAAAUAAACUUUCUUAAUAAAUGUUAUGUUUAGCGCCAGCUCGUUUUUAUGAAAACUUGAGCGUAAAGGGGAGACUUAAUUGUUUUUAUUCAUCAGUAGAAAUACCGAAUUAAUUAUAGUUGUAGUUGAGUCUUGUUAACAAAUAGAAAAUACCAAAUUUAAGUCGCAACACGGCAGUAAAAGUGUUGCCAUUGUUAACAUUAAAAUUUAAAACAUUAUAAUAUUAUUAUAUUGAUAAUUUUGAAGGUAAAUAAAUAUUCUUUUUCAGUUUAUUUAUUUUAUAUGUGGUGGGAGAGCAGGUAUAUUUUUAGUAUGAUAUAUACAAUUUUAAACAGUUAUCCUAUAUUUAUAUUAAUCCAUUUACGUUUUAAUGCCCACACUUGCGACAUCUUGUUCCCACGAAUGACUUUGGUGCCGAUAAAAAAUUUUAUGAAGAUUUUGUAAUAUAUUUAUGUAACAAGGAAUGUACCUUUGUAGAAUAGCGUAAAUCCAUCGGUUGAAAUUUAUAUCACAUAUUUAUUUUGCAAUUUUUAUCUUCACUGUCUUAAUGAAUUGAUGUGUAUUUUCACCAUUUCACCAAGUGUUUAAUUAUUUCAAGCACAUUAUGGUCUAGGAAUGUUUUCAUUCUGCCAGUGUCGCUUUUAUUUGUUAUGGAUGUUGGAUUUCGGUGAUUUAUGGCACGAAAAGCGAAACUUAGUUAUGUGAAAACUACUAACUUCUAAAAGCUUCUAAUAAAUUCAGAAAUAUUUUUAUAAAUAAACAUUUGAUUCCUUUUUUUAGUUUUUGGAUGAUUAGGCUUACAAAAUAUUAACAUAAAAAUAAGCCUAAAAUUGAAACGAAUUAUGGAAUAUUGUCCACAAAGAAAUAUUUUGUGAUCUAGAAAUCAGAUCUCAUUGGAUACGUUAUAAUCCAUUAUAAACAUAUUUAGGACCCAUAAAGAUUUCAUUUUAGAAUUUGGGUGAAAUCCCAUUGCAAGGUUACAAAGGUCAAAUCUUUACUUCAUGUAAAAAUCCGACUGCCCACUCCGGGAUCGGGUUACAAACGGACCCCGGGCUCCUCUCCUGAAAUUACACUACCAGGACAAAUGCUAGAUUACAUGAUAACCUUACGAAUAACACGUCAACAACUUUUGGUGUUCAGGGCAUAUUAAGUACUAUGCUUUAAUGUAUGUAUUUUCUUAGAUGAGGUUAUAGGGUUGGUCGACACUUCUCAUAUACAGUUCGAAGUUAAAAGUGUAGCCCAACCUUAUCCAAAACGAAUUCUAAAUAAUCAAAUCCAGUCCAACUUAUAAAUAGGUGUACAUAGACAAUAAAACAUUAGUUUAUUGUAUGAAUAAAUUCAUUUAUUUAUUUAAUCCUUUAUGUACAGUAUAGACCUUUCCCUGUUAUUUUCUUAGAUGAUACUUCUUAAUAAAUUUUGUAAAAUAUAUUGGAAUAAUGAAUGUCUGGUUUCACCUUCUUGUAGUGAGUGUGAUAUACAAAACUGUAUUUGUAUAUAUAUCUCACAAUAAUCAUUUAUAACAUAGUGUUCGAUGUAAUAUUAUAUGUUCAUUUAAUCACAGAUACAUAUAUACAUAACAGUUUUAUAACUUAAUGUUAGAAGGGAUGUUUUAUUUAUAUUUAAUGUUCUUCAUCUAUAUGUACAUAAAAUUAUUUGUAUAUUUUUUCUUGCUAUGUUUAGUUUCUUGCUGCAGUGUAUUUUAUCCAUCUCUCAAAACCAUUUCCAGAAGUAAUGCGAUAUAGUGGGAUUUCAAAAUGAUUUUUCUAAAGACGUAUCACUUAAUUUUUUUUAUGCAGCUAAUUUUGAAAGCAUGAAAGCAUAGGUGGCAACACUACCAACUUUUUAGGCUAUUGCAAGCAAUACUGGCCUUUCCUAAGUACAUUGUUAUCCUACUCUGUGGCGCAAAACCGUCAUUUUCUAGAGCGAAAAGGAGCAGUUUUCGAACCGUACGCGUCGGAAUCACACAUGCCAUUUCCUGAUGCCAUACUCUUUUAAUUUGGUAAUUCUCACUCACAUAACAGAAUGUUGGAUUUUGUUGUUUUAUUCUAUUAAAAAUAUUUUAUGAAAUAUAAUACUAUAUGGUUUGUUAUGAUGCUAUCUUGCUAUAUAUAUAUCGUGCAAUUUCUUUAAUUGGUAUCGUAACCGAAGUGUAUGUGUAUGUCGCUAUUCUCAAUUUUUUAUUCAUUUAUCGAAUGUCCGAUCUGAACCGAUAAGUGAAUCUCACACAUAGCACCUUCGGUUUAAUUUUGUAGUUAUAUUUCAGUUUUUAUCAAAUAUCUUUAGUAAUAAUGAUGUGUAUACAUAUAAACAUGGAUCAUUGUAUUGAAUAUUUUGUACUAGCCACGUAAAUAUGUUGUAUAACACAAUGUGAUUCUCUGUGAUAAAAUAAUUGAUAUUUAUUAA
This is a messenger RNA of Amyelois transitella, 6080 nucleotides long. RefSeq names its product ubiquitin-protein ligase E3B. NCBI's taxonomy places the organism in Eukaryota, Metazoa, Arthropoda, Insecta, Lepidoptera, Pyralidae. Bases 262 to 3501 code for a protein of 1079 amino acids. The transcript is spliced from 20 exons. The record is from RefSeq and is a predicted model, not a curated record. Gene Ontology annotation, molecular function: protein binding; ubiquitin protein ligase activity. Gene Ontology annotation, biological process: ubiquitin-dependent protein catabolic process; protein polyubiquitination.